AUGGAGGAAAGGGCGAGAUCAUCUCUGACUAAUGGAGCAAUCUUAUUAGAGGAUCUAAUUGCUUCUACUAAUGGGAAAUGUAAUCCCAUUCGCCAUUUCUAUGCGGACGAGCUCAUAAUAGCAACAAACAACUUCGAUCAACAUCGCAUUAUACAAGAUUUUCCAUACCAUCACGGAUGUGUUGAUGAGCUUGAUGAUUAUCCUGCAGUGAUCCGUCAUGUUAUGUAUAAGGGUUCUUUCCAUGAUCGCCCAAUUAUAGUAAAGAAGUUCACGGGUAUUUUACGGGAGGAUGAAAUUAGGUCACAUGCUAUUCGUGACAUUGUCAUUACAACCCAGAUGAGCAACCACAAGAAUGUUUUGAAACUCACAGGCUGCUGUUUGGAGUUCCCUAUACCGGCUCUUGUGCAUGAAUACGCAGCAAAUGGAGCUCUUAAUGAUCAAGGAGGUUUCGGAGCUGAUGAAGAAUUCCUACCUUGGAAGAUUAGGCUGCGGAUUUCUAAGGAGCUUGCACAUGCACUUACAUAUCUCCACACCGCUCUUCUCAGGAUAUAA
Molecule: messenger RNA, 552 nt
Organism: Corylus avellana
Lineage: Eukaryota; Viridiplantae; Streptophyta; Magnoliopsida; Fagales; Betulaceae
Source: RefSeq, a predicted model, not a curated record